Messenger RNA from Copidosoma floridanum, 1132 nucleotides. Its product is annotated as coiled-coil domain-containing protein 130 homolog. The record is from RefSeq and is a predicted model, not a curated record. Lineage: Eukaryota; Metazoa; Arthropoda; Insecta; Hymenoptera; Encyrtidae. Gene Ontology annotation, biological process: mRNA splicing, via spliceosome. Gene Ontology annotation, cellular component: post-mRNA release spliceosomal complex; U2-type spliceosomal complex.
UCACAAGUCACAAGGGAAAAAUAAAGACUGCAUUAAUUACUGAAUUAUUUAAGAAAUAAAAAAAUAAUACUACAUUCCGAAUUUCAUCUGGACUCAUUGCUUUGAUACUGUUAAUUGUAAAAUUCGUUUGAUUUAGAAGAGAAAAAUGGGUGAACGCAAAGGACAAAACCUUUACUAUCCUCCGGAUUACGAUCCUAAAUUCGGAGGAAUAAACAAAUUCCAAGGUACUCAUGCUUUGCGGGAACGAGCCCGCAAGCUUCAUUUAGGUAUUUUAAUUAUACGAUUUGAAAUGCCAUUCAACAUUUGGUGUGAUGGAUGUGGAAAUCACAUUGGAAUGGGAGUCCGAUACAAUGCAGAAAAAAAGAAAGUUGGAAUGUACUAUAGUACUCCUGUUUAUCAAUUUCGUAUGAAAUGCCAUUUGUGCGAUAAUCACUUUGAAAUAAAAACUGAUCCAGGGAACUUGGACUACUUGGUUAUUAGUGGAGCCAGAAGACAAGAAAAUAGAUGGGAUCCCACAGAAAAUGAGCAAGUAGUUCCAGAGACAAAAGAAGUUUCUCGGAGAUUGUAUGAUGAUGCCAUGUAUAAAUUAGAACAUUCACUGGAGGAUAAAAAAGUUGCCAAAACUAGAGCAAAUGCACUAGAAAGCGCUAUUGCUGUGAAUGAAACUUUAUGGAAAGAUGAUUAUACUUCGAAUUGCACGCUUAGAUCUUUGUUCAGGGAUAAGAAAAAAGAAAUACAAAAUAAAUCAGCUAUGAAUCAAGAAUUUUUGAAUAAAACAGGAAUCAAUAUUGAUUUAGUUGAUGAACAUGAAGAUGACAUAAGAUUAGCAAAAUUAUUAUCUCAGCAUAAAAUGAAAAAUGCGAAAAACAAAGCUUUGCCUCUAAAGCAGCUGGUUUCUAUUGCACAGUCGAAAAAAAAGUCAAAAAGCCGUUUCAGUUUAGGAGAUAAAUGCAAAAGUAAAAAAAUUUUAUUGCCCUCUGUACCAGCACUAUCUAGUCCUAGUACUCCCAGUACUUCCAGUUGCAGUAGCAGCAAGUCCAUUAGUGUAACAUCGCUCGUGCAUUAUGACAAUACAAGUUCAGAAAGUGAUUCUUAGCACUUACAAUUGAUUUCACAGUAUUGUAAAUAUGUA